GUGUUGGAAGUGCCACACACGAACCCAAGUGGGGAGAAUAAUAUAAACUUUACACAAAAAGCGACUAUAUAUCAAGGGACUUCACGUUGAACUAUAUCAUAACAAAGAAGAGAAACUAAAAGAGCAGCUACGGGUAGAAUGAGAUCCCCAAAAAUUAUGGGAUUAGGGCAUUGCAUGGUUUAUGUUGUGGUCUUUAGCGCCAUCGUAGCUGCAGCUUACCCUUAUGAAUCUCCCCCAACAACACAGAAAUAUCCCCCAGUCCAUAAAACCAAAUCACCAUAUCCCCCCAAAAUGAAUUCCCCAUAUUACUCGGCACCACCAUCUCCUCCACCACAAUAUAGAAGACAAGGCCCUAAAUAUACCCCACAUCCAAAACCAUAUAUCUACAGUUCUCCACCACCUUCGUCAUACUACUCUCCUUCCCCGAAGGUCGAAUACAAAUCUCCACCACCGCCUUACGUCUACAGCUCCCCACCACCUCCACCAUACUACUCUCCUUCCCCGAAGGUAGACUACAAGUCUCCACCACCGCCAUAUGUAUACAGCUCUCCACCACCGCCACCAUACUAUUCUCCUUCCCCGAAGGUAGAGUACAAGUCUCCGCCACCACCAUACGUUUACAACUCUCCACCACCUCCACCAUACUACUCUCCUUCUCCUAAGGCCGAGUACAAAUCUCCACCACCACCAUAUGUCUACAGCUCCCCACCACCUCCGCCAUACUACUCUCCUUCACCAAAAGUAGAGUACAAAUCUCCACAACCUCCAUACGUCUACAGCUCCCCACCACCUCCACCAUACUACUCUCCUUCCCCAAAAGUCGACUACAAGUCUCCACCACCGCCAUACGUCUACAGCUCUCCACCACCUCCACCAUACUACUCUCCUUCCCCGAAGGUAGACUACAAGUCUCCACCACCGCCAUACGUAUGCAGCUCUCCACCACCGCCACCAUACUACUCUCCUUCCCCGAAGGUAGACUACAAGUCCCCACCACCACCCCCACCAUACUACUCUCCUUCUCCUAAGUUCGAAUACAAAUCUCCACCACCACCAUACGUGUACAGCUCCCCACCACCUCCGCCAUACUACUCUCCUUCUCCGAAGGUAGAGUACAAGUCUCCACCACCUCCAUACGUCUACAACUCCCCACCACCUCCACCAUACUACUCUCCUUCCCCAAAAGUUGACUACAAGUCUCCACCGCCACCAUACGUCUACAGCUCACCACCACCACCACCAUACUACUCUCCUUCCCCGAAGGUAUACUACAAGUCUCCGCCACCGCCAUACGUAUACAGCUCCCCACCACCUCCACCAUACUACUCUCCUUCGCCAAAGAUGGUCUACAAGUCUCCACCACCGCCAUACGUCUACAGCUCCCCACCACCUCCACCAUACUAUUCUCCUUCCCCGAAGGUAAACUACAAAUCUCCACCACCACCAUACGUCUACAGCUCCCCACCACCUCCACCAUACUAUUCUCCAUCCCCGAAGGUAAACUACAAGUCUCCACCACCGCCAUACGUCCACAGCUCACCACCUCCUCCACCAUUCUACUCUCCUUCCCCGAAGGCCGAAUACAAGUCUCCACCUCCGCCAUACGUGUACAGCUCCCCACCACCUCCACCAUACUAUUCUCCGUCGCCAAAGGUUGACUACAAGUCUCCACCACCGCCAUAUGUCUACAGCUCCCCACCACCUCCACCAUACUACUCGCCUUCCCCAAAAGUUUACUACAAGUCUCCACCACCUCCACCAUAUGUCUACAAAAUGCCCUACUACUAAUUUUUAAAUUGUUUCUUUAACAAGCAACAUGAUUCAUUGCUAUUGUUUUUUUGAUGAAAUUGUCUUUUGAUUUUCUGUUGUUGUUGUUGCUUCCUCUAUUUUAUGGUUUUAUAAUACCAAUAAAAUUUGGCUA
Molecule: messenger RNA, 1921 nt
Organism: Brassica napus (rape)
Lineage: Eukaryota; Viridiplantae; Streptophyta; Magnoliopsida; Brassicales; Brassicaceae
Product: extensin-2-like
Exons: 1
Coding region: 139-1788 (549 amino acids)
Biological process (GO): plant-type cell wall organization
Molecular function (GO): structural constituent of cell wall
Source: RefSeq, a predicted model, not a curated record